UGUGGCAUAGAAGAAGAAAACUUUGCCGGCUUAACUCUAAAACAUCAUACAUCCAAGAUACAGGAUUUCUCUGAUCUUAUGCAUGUUGAAAGAUAUGGCUUUCGAGGGGAAGCUCUGAGUUCCUUGUGUGCUUUAAGCGACGUUUCCAUUUUCAUCUGUCACAAGUCAGCAAAGGUUGGGAGGCGGCUGGUGUUUGAUCACAAAGGGACAAUUGCCCUGAGAGUCCCUUAUCCCCGCCAACAAGGGACAACAGUCAGUGUGCAGCAGUUGUUCCAUGCGUUGCCAGUGCGGCACAAAGAAUUUCAGCACAACAUUAAAAAGGAGUAUGCAAAAAUGGCUCAGGUGUUGCAAGCAUACUGCAUCCUUUCCAGAGGGGUCCGGAUGACCUGC
This is a messenger RNA of Sceloporus undulatus (fence lizard), 390 nucleotides long. Its product is annotated as mismatch repair endonuclease PMS2-like. Lineage: Eukaryota; Metazoa; Chordata; Lepidosauria; Squamata; Phrynosomatidae. Gene Ontology annotation, biological process: mismatch repair. The transcript has 4 exons. The record is from RefSeq and is a predicted model, not a curated record. Gene Ontology annotation, cellular component: MutLalpha complex. Gene Ontology annotation, molecular function: ATP-dependent DNA damage sensor activity; ATP hydrolysis activity. The annotation marks the transcript as partial.